AUGUCAGACGCGGGCAGCCCGUAUACAGGCGACCUCCGUCCCUGUGGUGAUACCUGCGAGACCCUCCAACCGCCCGGGAGCGCGUGGCCCGACGAUUCGGCCACCAGCACCGCUGGUGACAAAGCUGCCUCCUCAGACUGCGACCCGGCCGCGGGUCCCGGGCGGAAGAAGCUACCCGAGAGGCAUCUACGCUCCCACGUGAAGGACAUCCAAGUGGGAGGACGUCAGCAGGCAAACGAGCCCGGGCCACCGAUCCUCCUACCAACGACGACAACACACCAGCCAGCAGCAGCCAAGCCCGCGCCGCGGCCCAACAUGCCAACGACCACACGCCCGGGAGACCAGCCGGCCGCAACACGAGAUAGGCCCCACGAUGGGCAGAGCAAGAACCACGCUAGGGAUGUCGUUAGUAGCGACGAGAUAGAUGACACGGAUCAUACAGACUAUGGAGAUGGUGGUGAGGAUGUGGAGGACCUCGACUGCGACGUCUCCCGCCACGACACGCCAGAUAACGUCGCAGAGAUGUCCGAGGAUUGCUCGGGGAACCGGGACGACGCCGACAACAAGAAACCCCCCUCCGGCGAGGCCAGGCCGCAUACGUCCGAGCCGGCCUCGUCCGUGGACAAGGUCGAGGCCAUUAUAAGGUCCCUCGUCACCCGCGGCGUCGAACAGUGCGUGGCCCUCUUGCAGGCCUGGCGGGCCGCCGCGACGAGCUCGACGCUCCACCUCCCGCGAUGCGAGAGCCGUGCCGUUCUCUACCGCAACACCCAGCAGGCCAAGUGCCACGAAGCCCUCGCCAGGUACCAAACGAGGCUCGCCUAUAUCCAGCUGAGCAGGCGACUCAAGAAGCCGGGACCCGACAGCGCCGCCGUGUACCGGAGCCGCAGCGACAUCCACAGCCUCACCUGCGAGGUGCUCGGCGUCGACCCCUCCUCCGCCGAUACCAAGUCGAGGGCGUUCUAUCUACAAAGGGCCGACAUCAGCCGUUGCCUCUACACUGGCCGCAUCUUAGAUAUUGUCUCCGGCGAUGGUCUUGACUUCCUCCCCGUCCUCCCCGCCGGCAAGCUCGGCCUCACCCUGUCAGACUCGCAGGACCUGGCUCGCCGGCUUGUCAGCCUCGCGUCCGGGGAGGCUGAGGACGACGAAGGUAACACCAUUAAGCAGCUGGCCGCCUUCGGCCGGUUGUUCGCGAGAGUCGUCCAAGGCGAACAGGCGGAUCCCCUGUUCGGGCUCGACGUCGAGCCCGUCGCCCGCCUGGCGUCGGCAGCGGAGACGCCCCGGCCGCCGAGACCUACGUCUGGCCCUGAGCGUAUCGCCGCGCACACAUGGGGACUGGGAGAUAAGCUUCGGGCGUCCAUCGGCAGGCUGACCGGCGCCGGGCAGGACGUCUCCCUCCUGCGCGAAGCACCUCCUCACACCACCAAUCCUGACCAGGUCAGCAUCACAGCGGGAGAUAUUGUGAGCGUCGUCCCUGGCGAGCUUAUCCUAGAUAGCUCCUCUGCUGCCUCCGAGCUCACGCCCGCUAGUCGCUGGCGUGAUAUUAGGGAUGAGAUGCUACUGGCGCCGCCUACCGGUUCCCAGUCCUCUGAGCUAGAAGCCAAGGUCUUAGCUCGAUACCCUCUGUCUUAG
Molecule: messenger RNA, 1629 nt
Organism: Colletotrichum siamense
Lineage: Eukaryota; Fungi; Ascomycota; Sordariomycetes; Glomerellales; Glomerellaceae
Exons: 6
Coding region: 1-1629 (542 amino acids)
Source: RefSeq, a predicted model, not a curated record